Molecule: messenger RNA, 1029 nt
Organism: Acromyrmex echinatior (Panamanian leafcutter ant)
Lineage: Eukaryota; Metazoa; Arthropoda; Insecta; Hymenoptera; Formicidae
Gene: P32
Product: complement C1q binding protein P32
Biological process (GO): cytosolic ribosome assembly
Cellular component (GO): mitochondrial matrix
Source: RefSeq, a predicted model, not a curated record
CGGAAACCUGGCGCAAGAGAUCGCCGUGACGCAAUCAUUUCCUUCGUGCCGGACGCCGUACUCGUCGUAUUCCGUAUUCAUCACGUUGUAUUCAUCGCGUAGUUUUCUGCCGUCAACUUUCCUCCAACAUGAACGGUAUCGUAAGGAGCGCGUUUCGCGCCACGGCAUUUCGCGGUAUGCUGUCGUCUUCGUGCGGCAGCAACAUCAGCGGUCAACCCGCCAGGGCUCUGUGGAACGUGUGUAGUCGCCGGCAGAUCGCCGAGAUCACGCCUCUCAUUUCCACGCCUGAACUGCAUAAUCUCCGCGUUCAAAGAUGCUACAGCAUGUCGCACAGCAAAGCGGAGAAGGAAUUAGUGGAAUUUCUAGCUGAGGAGAUAGUAGCUGAAAAGAAGGCACAAAAAUUAAAGAUGAUACCAACAACAUUAGAUAAUUUUUCAGUAUCCCUUAAUGGUGCCGAAGUCACUCUUGAAAAGAAAGACGGCACUGAUACUAUCCAUAUUUCAUUUAAUGUGAACCAUACGGUAGAUUCAGAUUCUGAAACAGAAAUAAAUCCUAGUAGUGACAGUGUAGACAUCGGCGAAAUGAAGAGCAAGCCAAACUUUACAGUAGAUAUAGUGAGAGGCAAUCAGACUUUAGGUUUUUCAUGUUCUUUCAACAAUCAAGCUGGUGCAUCAGGUACUGAUGAUAAUUAUAAUGACAUAUUUGGCAUCGAUGAAAUCACGCUGUAUGAAGGCAACCACAAUGAAAAGGUGUACUCCGUAGCUGGUGAAAUCAUCGAUGGAUAUCUGUACGAUCUACUGAUGAACUACCUCGAAGAGAAAGGUAUUUCAAACGAAUUUGCAGAGAAAUUGAUUGAGUUGAGCACAUGCUAUGAGCAUACAGCCUAUGUCAGUCUACUGGAGGGCUUAUCAAAGUUCACAUCCGGAAAAUAAUUCUAAGAAUUAAUAUUAAGAUGUUAAGAUUAUCUGCGAUUCUCGUAACGAUGUAGUUUGUAAGAAUUAUAUAAUAAAAUUAUGUGCUGACGCGUAU